AUGUCUUUCCUUCAUGGUGUUUUAGAUAACAUUAAGCCUAAAUUAGGCCAGCAUAAAGAGACAUUAAAUACUGCAAUUGACUCACUUAACAACAAAAAUGAUAAUGGUAUUACUAAAUACAGGGCGGCGGUAGCCGCGGUGGCCAAGGGGGUACAUACAUAUAAUGAGAGUGUUAGUAAGUCGAAUGAUGCUGUGAAAAGUGUUAUCACUUCACUUCAAGAAUACACGAAACAAGAAAAAGGUGCGCUAAUUAUUGGUCUUAAUAAUAUUCAGGUCUCCGAGAAUUCUCGUCCUCAAGAUGUUGAGAGGGCCGUCGGCCUUAUAAACUCCAAGCUGGAAGAGUGCAAGAAAAAUGCUGAGACAUUCACUAGCGCACUUGACAUCACUAUAGAUAAAAAUCCACUUAACAACGCAAUUUCCGACUUAAAUGAUAAAUUACGUGAUAAGCUUGAGAACGUGCGUAAGACGGUGGAGUAUGAGAGUGAGCGGUUGGAGGGGGUGAAGGAACAAGAGGAGAAGGUGUUGAAAGCAACGACAGAUAAAAUUAGUGAAGUACUAGACGCACUCAGAUGUAAUGUCGACAGUAAAAUUGGCGAGCAGGUGAAAUUGCUUGUUGGUGCGUUGAGGAAAAAAUUCGAGCCAAUAUUGCCACUCUUGAAGCAAAUUGAUGAGAGCCUCAGGGAGUACGUUCGUAACCUGGCGGACUGGAUGGCAACGACUAAAAAAUAUAUUAACGAGGUGAAGGAUACGGAUGUAAAGAAAAUAUUGAAUGAGGCCGGUGCCGAUUUUACGAGUAGAAAGCAUAACAUUACAGAUGCUGUGAAGCUACUGGACAAGAAGAGAGAGGAGCUUGACAACCAUAUUACUUAUGUGAAAGGGGAGCUUGAAAGGAUGGCUCGAGAAGUUGAGUCUGCCGUUACCGGUCUGAAUGAGCAGCUUAAAGCGGAUUUGGGGAGGAUGGAGGAGAGUGUUACUGGGCCGCUUGGAGGGAUUGUGGAGAAGUCGGGAGACUUUGAUAGGGAAUUUAAGAAGACGAAAGAGGCGAUUUCGGGGGCAAUUGAAAAUGUGAGACAGGACAUCGGGAGGCUUCAGAGCCUUACUGAGCUUGAUGAGAUAGACGCUGCGUAUGGAGGCACUAAAGUCCAAGUUCCCCUUCUCAAGGUUAUCAAUAAGCGCAAUGCAUUUCGCACUCUUACAACGUACCUCUCCAAGCUGGAAACUGAUAUAUCGUCAAAACUGCAGGAGGUGAUGACGCAGAUUGGGACGGGGAUAGCGAAAUCUGGUGAUCUAACCGCCGUGGAAAACGCUUUAGGUGAAAACUUACUUCCGAACAAACUUCAGAAUCUUCACAAUUCCGUUUUCACCAAUCCUCCGAAUAUCAACAUCGUCCAGAUUGAGGGCCUUAAUAUGACUGAUGUAUACAAACUUAUUCUCAAAAGCAAACUUUCUUCAUAUACAUCGGGCAUUGGUUCAGUAAAAAGCAAGCUGCUUUCAAGGACCUCUCAUACGCUGCAAGCAUCCGAUCUCCAACACCUCUUUACCGAUAUUGGCAACGUCGUCGAAGCGGUCGCUGUUCACUGCAAUGCGGUAGUUACUAAGGUAAUGGAAAAGGUAAGGGAACAAGUGCCGAAGGAUAUCGGAACGGUUGCGGAGGCUAUAGAGGUACGAUUUUCCGAUUUUGGUCAGCUGGUUUCUCAGCCACGUGGCGGUGUUACACUGCAGCACUUCAAAGACCUCCAAGGUGGUAACGGUCCUUUCACCGGCCUCCCAGCCUUGGACAGUCAAUUUGAAAAGACCAUCAACCAACCCCUCGGCACACUCCAAUCCACCACUCUCCCCGGAGUGUUCAAGAAGAAUCCGCCAACUGGAAAAGACAUCGACGUCGAAGGGACCUUGACGGACUACGCCAGCCACAAAAGCAAAACGCUCACGCCGGCCGUCGAUGCAAUCAAAGGUGAAGCGUCAACCAUCACCGUUGGUCACAUAACGUCAGUUCUCACCACCGUAUCUAGCAGUAUCACUGAGCAUCUUAAUCAUCUCACUCACGAAAUAACAGAGGCUACCAACGUACUGAACUUUAAAUUGGGAAAACUGCAAGAUGAUAUUAUUGGCACGCCUAAGAUAGGCAAGGCAGCUGAUGCAGGCACGUUGCAAUUAAUUUACGAACACUUUGCCAAGCUGCAAGGUCCCGUCUCCAAAGCCCUCAAGGACGCCGAAGCAUUCGUCACAUACGUCGGACAAGCUGAAACCCACUACAUCAGCGAACUCAAAAGCCAUACCAAAAAGGCAGCGGAAGAUGCGUGCAACAAACUCACCACCCACGCGCGCAGGCAGUACGUCGAGGCCCUCAAGUUCGCGCUCCAGCAGUUCGCGGAAAAGGUGACGGGGGAGCUGGAGCCUUUACCAGGCAUGUUUACUGCCGAUCUAGAACAGGGCCACAAAAAAUUUAUGAAGACGUUCCAUGACAGUUUCCUUAACAAGCUCAAGGAAAUUAGUGCCGUCGAUCCCAAGCAGUUCACUGCCGACAAAUCUCCACUCAGCAAGGCGUCCGAAAUAUUUAAGAACGCUUCAACAACGUUCUUCAACGCAUUGAAGGAGCAAACAGACUUCACCGAAGACUUCCCGAAAAUCGAGCCGUCCACCAAGGCACUUCACACUCUGCUGACUGACCUCGGCAACUCAAAAUACUUUGAUCCUAAAUUUUUUGAAAACUUAGCCGCACUUAACGAACCACUUAGCGCGUUUAAUCCCAGAGCAUACGGCGAGGGGAAUGUCCCUCCCAUCCUUAACGCCCUGCGAGCAGGCUUCCAGCCACUGGCCGACGAGCUCAGGAAGCAGUACACGAACGUGUACGAGGGGGCGAAGUCCAUUGAAAAGUGGGUGACUGAGGUCGCUGAAAAAUCCAAAGUGCCUGCUGAAAAAACAUCCCCAAUAACGAAGUUGACAGACGACGGCGAGCGUGGCGCGAAGGUGUUGCUCACACUUUUGCGUCAUAUCUACGUCUCCGUUGUAUAUCUUAGUAAGCGAUUGGAAGAUCGCAAGAGUAAUUGGUUUAGCCAAAAAAUUAAUAAGCGUACCCUUAUAGGAACAUUUUUCUUCAAACGCGGAUUUGUUGUCUCCACCGCCGAAGGAAACCAGGACGGUCAGCUGCGCAACCAUGAUAAAAUGAAGGGCGAAAAUGUUCACUCUCUACUUACUAACGAUUCCGGUAUUACUCUCAUCCACAUUCUGUAUGACUACCUAACUACAUAUAACAAGAUAUGCCACCACACUCAUCAUCCAGAUGCCAAGCCGCCGCGCCACGUCCGUCAUAUGCUCCAAUGGCUCUCUGGGCUUGAGUACAGUCCCGUAUAUGGUCCACUGAAGGAGCACAUUAAAACAUUGUUUCCCAAGUCAAAAGAUUCAGAUCCUCCUGCCGCCCUUCCACUUCCGCUUUCUGCGUAUCCAUCUGACAUCACCCAUGAAAACUUGACGUCUACCCUCGACAAAAUCCCUGCUCAUUCACACAAAGUGCUGACCAGAAUAUUAGGCUUUGGGUAUGCCAACGGUGUAUAUGCCUGCGAUUUUAAUACCAACGCAGAUAAACUAUCGUAUCCGAGUAGCCCUGCUUCAUGUCUUGACAUGCUUGUAGACGUAUUGCGCAGACUAUUCUACCAACUCUAUUUCUUGUUUAAACAGUGUACCUAUGCCACUCACCUCGGCGGCUGGGCCGACUGCUCGUACGGUCGGGGUGUGGGCGGAACCGCUUGGAGCUGUAAUGAUCUGAAAUGCAACGAUCAUCUCUGUCCUCGCAACUGCAAAGGUCAUUCCGAUUGCGGCCUCAAAUCACCACUCCAAUCAUACUUGGAAGAUGGCCUUCCAGGGUUCCUCCCACACCAAAUCAAAUCGCCAGGCUGUAAGCCAACCUGCGCGCUGACCAACCACUCAGGCAAACCAUGCCUCACGCCCAUGGGUUUCACAGAGAUCAGCGUGAUAGCCUCCCACACAAGUAAGGCUGAACGUAUCAAAAAGGUACUUGAAGCAUUCUGUGGCAAUGAAAAUUCUCCGCUAAGUAAGCUGUGUGCUCAAUUUUCAUGCCUUUUCCCUAGUGCUCCUAAAACUCUGUGCGAUAUGUUCACGUUCUUCUAUAGAUUCCUCUAUCACUGGGACAUGGAUGGUAGAGCGCAUAGAUUAGAAGCAUUUAAUGCUGCUGCUGCAAAAGCCAAUUUCGAAAAGCAAUACAAUGGUUUUAAUCCUGCUAUACUAUUCGGUAGCCCUAAGCAUUCGCAUAACCAAGAAAAGGCCGACCUGCGUAGCCUUGUAUGCAGCAAUGAAACGGCCAUCACAUGCGGUCCCUAUUUGCAGUCCAUUAAUAAUGACGUCACCGGCGUCUUCUCCAAGAAACACGCCGGCAAUUACUUGUCGUGGAUUGUUUACUUGACAGAGACAUUUUAUGACCUGCUCAAAAAAUUGUAUGAUGAUUGCUGUGGUACGUGUGGCGGAGAUAGGCCAAAAUGCCGAGUUGCUCGUGGUCAACAUACUUGUAAUGUUGCCAAUCAGCAAAGCUCCGACACUACCAGUGACACAUGUAUCUCAAUAGUUAGCUGCCAGCAUACACGUCCAACAAUAUACACGUAUGGCUUCGUGCAUAAUGACGUGUCUCUUGAUGACGAAAUUGAGUCACUUAAAAACUCUGCUACAUCAUCUGCUAAAUCACAAAAUGACUCUAAAAUUGCCGACCUUAAAUCCCAAUUGAAAGAUCAUGUUGCCAAGUAUCAUUCCCUUUCUGAGUCUGACAGGACUGCCCAACUCAAGGACAUCCACUCCAGGAUGGUGUCUCUUGCUGAGCUCAGUGGGAAGCUUGGGGAAUUUAUUGGCAAUUCUGAAGUUAUUACUAAAGCAAUUAAAGAUGCUAUUAACAGCAUUAUUAACAGUGACAAUGAAUUCAAAAGCCUUAGAAAGUCUCCGUCUUCGACUGCGCAGCCUUCCGCUACCGUGUCUGCUGUGUCCAUAGAUGAUGCUGAGCUUACUCAGAAAAUUGAGCAUUAUAAUAAAGAAAUUGAGCGUCUUAAACCUACUAAAACUGCCCAAAAUCCUCCCCUCUCCUCUGAAGAGUCUCGCCUUUUAUCCUCUUAUGAGUCCAAGUUGGAUGCUCUUGAGACGCUGAGUAAGCUUAAUGAGUCUUUUAAAUCUCUUAAAAGUCCACAAGAUAAACCUUGUGAAACAUUAUUAAAUAACCUGUGCUCUGGCUUGGAGAAGUUCCUUGGUUACCAAGAAACUUCCAAAGGCUACACCGGGAAAGGAAUUGUGUACUCAGACCUCGACAGGCUCUGCGACGGGGUGAUGUCUUUCCUUCAUGGUGUUUUACAUAACAUUAAGCCUAAAUUAGGCCAGCAUAAAACACAAAUUAGCGUUGCACUUAACUCACUUAACAACAAAAAUGAUAAUGGUAUUACUAAAUACAGGGCGGCGGUAGCCGCGGUGGCCAGUGGUGUACGUACAUAUAAUGUGAAAGUGGCAGCGUCGAAUGAGAGUGUUAGUGGGCCGAUUAAAAAGUUUCACAAGGAGAUGCAAGAGCUUCAAAACGAGGUGAGUGACUCAAAGACAUCUAAUGCUUUGCAGGUGACGGAUCGUUCUACAAAGGAGGAAGUUGAGGCGGCCAAAAGGGAAGUGGACAAGAAGCUGGAGCAGUGCAAGGAAAACGCCAAGACAUUUAAUGACGCUUUCAACUUAGACACCAAAAACAACAUAGACAUGAAAAACGCAAUUAAUGAUCUUAAUGCUAAAUUACAUGAGCGUGUAGUAGUAGCCGCGAAAGCGGUGAAGCAUGAGAGUGAGCGGCUCAAUGAGCUCUCAACUAAGGAAAGUGAGGAGCUAAGAGAGACGGAAGCAAAAAUUAGGAGCGUUCUUCAGGGCCUUAAUGACAGCGUGAAUCGUAGCAUUACCACGCAGGUGAAGAGCCUUGUUGACUUUUUGAAAAAUUGUGUUUGCGCGAUUAAAGAGAAGCUGGAGGAGAUUAACAGAAAGCUCAUGGAGUAUGUCAACGAGUUGAAUAGGUGGAUUAGAGAGGCUGACGAAACUGUACACAAGGCCAUGCAGGGCGCAAGGAAUAUCAACAUAGGAAUGCCCGCUUGGGAAAAAGAAGGUGUAAUUAAGAAGCAGGCGGAAGAUAUGCGAAAGAAAGGUGAACACGUGUAUUGGAGUUUUAGCAGUGCGAAAGAGCAAGUUGCCGAGAAAGUCAAAAAUGCAAAAGAUACAGAGCUUACAAAAUUGGAAACCUGGAAAGACGCGGCGACCGCUGUGAUCGGAAAGGCGCAGGGGAAGUGUGAAGCAAUUUUGGGGAAAUCUGAUAUAAAUGAUUCCAAGAAUGGAAAGAAUGUUGUAAUUAAACAGCAAGCGGACGAACUGAAGAAGAAAGCCACGGAGCUUUUGAACGCUUACAGCCAGGCGUAUCCUAAAGUUACCGGUUUGGUUGAUAAAGUUAAAGAUGCCGUUUCACAGUUGGAAACCGGCAUGAAAGAGGAUUUGGAGAGGCUGCAGAGAGAGAUUGUGGAGAAUAUGAAAAAGCAUGUUGGUGGGAUGCUUAGUGAUAUUAAGGAUAAAGUGGAGAAGAUUAAGGGGGAUAAAAGUGGCACAGGGUUGGAGGGGAUUAAAAAAGGCUUGAAGGAUUAUGUCAGUGGAUUUGGCAAUGGGAAGUUGGAAGCGGCGAUUAAGUUCAUGAUCGAGAAGAUGGUGGAUGACAGUACAGGUAUUAGGUUGUACAUUAAAUGGUAUUUCGGCAAAGGGAAGAACACGGCCUUGCAGGGUAAGAAUGCGGAAGACGUUAGAGCAGCAAUAAAAGAAAAGCUUCCAGGAAUUUUGAAAAAUGCUGUCCUGACUGUCCCCUCUGCAAAGGGGCUUACAUCCGCCAUAGAGUUCGAUAGUAUCGCGAAUAGCUUCGAGUCAUUUGCGGACGGUAUUAAGAAUAAUAUUCUUCAUAUGGCGGACGAUAUAGUCCUCGGGGAUAUUGAAAAACAAUUGGGCUUUAAUGGAUCCAAACCUUCAACAAACUACACAGCAUUUCUGCAAUACGCCGUCGGAAUACUGUCCAUAGCCGUAUUCACUGCAAUUUCUAAAGCAGCGUCGGAACUUCAAUCGUUGAUUGAAACGUCCAAAAUUGCGCAGUUGAAGGAAGCCCACGAAAAUGCUAAAAGCCUUCACAGUGAUCUCACCACGGCGCAUGAACAAACCAGCAAAGAUGAAGCGCCCACAUCUCCCAGCCCUCCCGGCGCCACCCUCGAAGAAAGAGUCAAGCAUAUUAAGACGGAAGUCAACAAGGGAAUGAAGGACGACGGUUCUGGUAUAACCGUCUCAAAAACGAUGACAACGUAUGAAGCGGCGAAAGGUGAGAGAGUGGGCACAGAGAAUAAAUAUCACAACUUGCUUACUAAAGAUAUCCCCCAGGCCAUGGACGCUUUCAAAACAUAUGGACUCAACGGAGUUGACAGCGUCGAAGGGAAAAAACGUGAACUUGAUCCCAUUGUCACCACAAUCACCCAAGAGCUCCAGGCCAUCGCCUACCAUGUUAAUAAGGAUAAGAAAUGGCCGCUUGGGCUGGGUGAAGAACCGAAUGAAAAAGAUGGCAUCACGCAAUUGUUAAAUGACCUGAAAACCAAUGGUCUUAGUGAAGAAGAUAAAGCUUGGCAUGUUGACGGUGCUCACACUUCCAAAGGCCUCUUGAAGAUCAAGCAGGAAAUUACCGACGCGCUCGGGGGGAUUAAAACGAAGGCGGAAAACGACUUCAACGCUGCGAAAACAGCUAUCAGCGAAGUGACCUCUUUCAAAACACUCUCUGACGCAAUCUACCAAGAUCUCAAAUCUCUCGUCGAGGCGUUCCAGAACGCCGGCAAAGAUCUCUACCAGCAGUUGAAGCAGUUUAAAGAUACAAAAAUCAGCUUGAGGAAGAACGACGCCGCAGCUGUGGCAAACAGUCUCCAACAAUUUUCGAGAGACCUCAGCCGGCUGCAAAGCAAACUCCAAGACGGUCCCAUCGCGCAGUGCACGCGCUUCAUUGAGAAGGACGCCGGGUCAAUGGAAACAUACUGUAUUAACGCCCUCAAGCAAAACGUCGACGGUCAAGUUAGAAAUGCCACCGAAACCCUCACCACCCUCGCCAAGAAGCAGUACGUUCUCUCCGUCAAGAGUCUAUUAACCAAGUUCGCCGAGAAAGUCGAGCAGGAACUGAGAAACCUCCCCCGCGAAAUCAGAAACGAUUUGACAGUAGGCCACAAGGGCUUUAUGUUACGCAUGGGAGGCGUGGACAGGCCGGAGACUCCAAGUGGGCAAGAACCUCCGGCACCAAAAUCAGAAACAUUGCUCGACAAAAUUCUGGAACCUGUCGAAACCUACGAUCCAAGUAGGCAAGUUUCAUCAACUACAUCCAUGAAGGACACUUUCAUAAAUUUAGUAAAUGCAUUCCACAAAUACUUCACUCCAAUUUACCAGUAUAUUGAAACACAAAUCACUGCUCAACUUAAACCUUUGCCCGAAACUCAGCGCAAUGACGACAACCUUAACAAACUCACGGAAAUAAACUCUAUGUUCAACACACUGCUCACCCACCUUAAUGAAACACAGACUAAUAAGCCCGAUAGAAAAUACCUUUUUGACCACGAUUUCACCGAUAAACUAGACGCACUUAAGACACAACUUCAAACAUUCACCUCCCACAAAUUUACCAACCCGCACCAUCCCGAACUACUUGACGCCCUUAAGUGCGGGCUUGAUGACCUUUGCACGCAGCUUGACAAGGCGUACGUAAAUGGGUAUGAUGGGCAUAAAGAAACAAUAGACUUUACUAGAUUAGUUGAUAAUGAUAAAUUGAGUGCUAACGGUGAGAAGCUGUCUAAGGUGUGUCUCACGUUAAUGGAAACUGUGUUCCAUGACCUUGAGGAAUUGAGAGUAGCAUGUAAUAGUACAAAUGGCUCUUGGAGAGACAAGCAACUAUGCUUGACUGAAAAUGAUAAGAAGCUCAAGAAGCAAGUCCCCAAUGACCUCGGUAUUUGGUUGAAGUCACACGGCUUCAAGGUGUCGGAGGAUGAGAAUACUCAAGAUGGUCAGUUAAGAUGUCACGACAAAAUGAUGGGUGAAGACAUUUUUAAGAAGCUUAUAACUGAAGUUCGCAGUGCGAAAUAUAAUAAUCAUCUUGAGACAUGUAUAACCAACAAGCAUACAUUCAAUGUCAUCAACAUCCUUAGAUGUCUCCACGGACACCUCGACGAUUAUUACCGUGCCACUCACACACGCCAUAUUCCAAAUGCAAAGCCACCGUGCACCGUCAAUCAGAUGCUAACGUGGAUGUGUGGACUCCAAUAUAAUUCCGUGUUUGCUAAACUGCAAGAUCACUUAAAGACAUUGUUCCCUAAACCUAACGCACACAAAAAUGAUCCGGACUAUUCCAAAAUUCCUACCAACUUACUAACACUUCCAGGCACAACCGAAAUUAAAUAUGACGACGUAAAACGCAGACUCCUGCAAGCCUGCCUGUACUCUGAAAAAACACUUAUCACUAUCCUGGGACACGGCGACGAACACACCAAGUACGCCUGUGACUAUUACACAAACUCAGAUAAAUUAUUGUAUCCUGAAAGCCCAUCACAAUGUAGAGAUUUACUUCUAGACAUUCUUCGUAGAGUGUUUUACGUGUUCACAUUCUUGCACAGUAAAUGUACUUUUAGCACUCAGCACGGUGGCUGGUCCGAUUGUCUGUACGGCAGAGAUAUCGCUACAGUUAAUCAGCCAUGUAAAGUGCAUAUUACCGACAAACCAAAUAGCCAACCAACGUGCCAACCAAACUGCCAGGCAAACACCGAACCAAAUUGUCAACCAACCUCUCCAUUAAUGUCUUACCUAAAUGACUGCCUACCGGGUCAUUUGCCUCAUGAUGUAACCUCUCUUGGUUGCAAAUCAUCGUGCAACAGCUGCGCCAAAUCUUCGCCUGGAAUGCCGUGUCUCCCUCCCCUCGGUUUCAGAGCGUUCUCGGGCAGUACGAGAACAGGCAAAGAUAUAUAUGAUGAGCUCAGCAGAUUCCUAAGAAACAAGCUCCUCUCAUCAUUGUCUUGUCUGCUGCCCAAACCACCAACCUCAUUGCCCGAACACUUCGGUUUUGCUUUAUGCUUACUCCAGUAUUGGCAUUAUAGUUUAAAGUUUGGUGGUAAUGACGUCAAUAAGCCAUCAUUGCAAGUGGCACUAGAAUCCUCCAUCACCGAUGUGUCGAUCAAACUAUAUGAGAACCCAGCCGGCCUUACCAAAGCCAUCAUUCAGGCGUACGGUUCUCAGUUUGAGAAACAUGUAGAAUGCGAACAUGCCCACUUGGCGAGUCUCACAAAUUUGGAAGCAUGCUUCAAACAGAAAGAGCACUGCGCUCCUUACCUCUCAUCGCUAUGCCACAAUUACUAUCACCAUCUUGCCGUCAAACAUUCCAAUGCAUAUUUAUCCUGGAUCAUUUAUUUACCAUGGACAUUCUGGAACUAUCUUCAGAAUCUAUAUGAUGCAUUUACUCAAAUAGUCUGCCAGGAUUGGGGUUGUCGUACGUGCCUUCACGGCAAACAAUGCAAACGUGGACAGCAUGGUCUCACCAAUGAGAAGACCCAAGCACCGCAUUGCAAUUGCCCUUCCAUGGUCCAGUGCAAAGGCGUAGCACCUACACUGUAUAGAUAUGGAUUCUAUUUUGGCGAUGCAAUAGCAUUAAAUGAAGGUUUGUAUUACAAGCGGUGCUCCGAUUUCUGCACUCAAUUGAACAAUUUGCUAAAAUCAGAAUAUUUCAAAAACCUCUUCGACAAAUGUGAUGAAUUCCUAUGGAUUAUUCGCACAACCUUCACUUUCCUCUUGUUAGCCCUCUGGUCCCUCUCUUUGCUCUACCUGCUGCACAUCGCCGUCCUCCGCCUGGACGUCCUGAGGAUACGCUCCCACCUGAGAUCACCCGCAAGCCACCGCAUCGCCGCGCAGUCCCUCCUCGCCGCCGCACGCGUCAGGGCACUCGCCAACGUCAAGUACUUCUCACCAUAA
Messenger RNA from Babesia ovata, 11025 nucleotides. RefSeq lists its product as uncharacterized. Gene Ontology annotation, molecular function: metal ion binding. Bases 1 to 11025 code for a protein of 3674 amino acids. The record is from RefSeq and is a predicted model, not a curated record. The transcript has 2 exons. NCBI's taxonomy places the organism in Eukaryota, Apicomplexa, Aconoidasida, Piroplasmida, Babesiidae.